UCUCCUUCCGUAGGGAGCCCUUUCUUGGCCGUUGCUCCGUCUCUCUCACAUUCCUCAUUUCUGGCAGCCCCCUCUGUUCCCCUGCCCAACCCCCACCCUCGCUCUGAUCCGCUCGUCCGUGUCACUCUCCGACAACCGGUGCCAUGGCGGCGCAGAGGAGGAGCGGUAUUUAUGUACUCAACGAUCUCCUCUUCGGUCGAGCGCUGCGAUUCCAACCACCUCCGGUUCAUUACCGUGGGCGUUUUCCCGCAGGACCCCGCCCGCCCCCUCUCGUGAAGGCAUGAUCGAGCACGCGUCUUCUGUUUCGGUUGGGGCAUAGGUGGCUGGAGUAAGGGAGACGCCAGCCGUGGCGGCUAAGCUUACGGACCUACGUACGGUUCAAAAUGACGUGAGAGCCGUAGCCAGUUCUGGCCACCCUCUCUAAACGCGAUCCCUUCAUUGGCAACAGAAUGGGUUACACUACCUCUCCAUGAUGGACGAGGAGGAGGAAGAGGAGUAAAGCAUAAACUUGGAAUGUCGGCAGCUAAUUCUCUUAUACUUCAAGUCAGAAAGAGACCACCACCACCACCAUUGCCGCCAUCUUCUCUUCUACACUUGGAAGCCAAGCCAAGCCAAGGUAGCUUGCAGCACAGAUCAAAUUUCUAGCCGAGGUGUAUGGAGAAGUCAUCGGGCUCGUUCAUGUUUCUGAUGCUGCUCAUGUUGAUGAUAAAGGUCAGUUUUAGUGAUGAGGAGAGUUUUACUCCUGACGAAAGUCGGCUCUGGUUUGAUGGAGAUGGAGAAAGCGAGCUGGAAAAAGGAGAACUUUCCUAUGAAAUGGAUUCAGUUCUAAUGCGAGGAAGUGAACGGGUGGCACGUAUUCCUGUGAAUGUCGAUAGCUUUGGCGCAGUUGGCGAUGGAGUAGCAGAUGACACCCAGGCGUUUCGAGAUGCUUGGGAGACAGCUUGCUCUUUGAAGAAUGCAGUAUUUCUCGUGCCUGAGCGGCGGCAUUACAAGGUUAAUGCCACUAAGUUCAGAGGGCCCUGUCAAAAAAAUCUAAUUGUACAGGUGAGUGGGACCAUAGUGGCACCAGAUGAGCCCAAGGAUUGGGAUGUCGAACACCCGAGAAUGUGGCUCUUUUUUUCAAAGCUAAAGGGGGUCAAGUUCCAAGGUGGAGGGAUAAUUGAUGGCUCUGGUAGCAAAUGGUGGGCUGCUUCAUGCAAGAUUACGACAACCAAUGCACUUACAAUCGAUUCGAGCUCUGCAAUAAGGGUAAAAGGCCUCACCGUACAGUCUGCUCAGCAGAUGCACUUCACAAUAUCUCGGUCAGAUGCUGUACGAAUAUCUGGAGUGCGCAUAUUGGCCCCAGAAGAUAGCCCCAAUACAGAUGGCAUUCAUAUCACCGAGUCAUCUAAUGUCGCUAUCCAGAAUUGCCACAUUGGAACAGGGGAUGAUUGUGUUUCAAUUGUGAACGCUAGCUCAAAUAUCAAGAUGAAGAACAUUGAGUGUGGGCCAGGGCAUGGAAUCAGCAUAGGGAGCCUAGGGAAGGACAAUUCAACAGCAAUAGUUACAGGUGUCGUCUUGGACACGGCUACACUCACUGGCACUGAAAAUGGACUAAGAAUCAAGACGUGGCAAGGGGGCUCAGGAUAUGUUAAGUCAGUGCGCUUUGAGAAUGUGAAGAUGAAUGAUGUCAAGAAUCCAAUUAUCAUAGACCAGUUCUACUGUGAUUCCCCAAAAAGUUGCAAGAACCAGACAUCAGCAGUGAAGAUAAGCCAAGUCAUCUACAGGAAUAUAAGCGGGACGUCCAGGACUUCUAAAGCUAUGAAAUUUGCUUGCAGCGACAGCGUACCAUGCAGCAACAUUGUUCUGAACAACAUUAACCUUGAGACGGAAAAUGGCACAGCAGAAACCUUCUGCAACUGUGCGAUGGGAUUCGACUAUGGGAUCGUGCAGCCUAAGGCAGAUUGCCUCAAGUCCUCCAGCUGCGGUGGAGUCGAGGAAGACAACCAGGCGCAAACUCAUGAUCCUAUCCACACAGAGCUGUGAUUUGGAUCCUUAAAAAUCCAUCACAAAACAGUGAAGAUGAAGAUUCUGCUUUAUCAUGGAGUGCUGCUAGAUUCUAAGCAGAUAUUAGCUGGUCAAGAUGUCUAUCAAAAUUGUUUGAGUAGCUAUGAUAGAACAGUUGAAAAAACAGAAAUAAACAUUAAUAUAUUUCUGUGACUUCAUAAUUAUAA
This is a messenger RNA of Musa acuminata AAA Group (dessert banana), 2213 nucleotides long. RefSeq names its product probable polygalacturonase At1g80170. The transcript is spliced from 9 exons. Bases 655 to 2025 code for a protein of 456 amino acids. The record is from RefSeq and is a predicted model, not a curated record. NCBI's taxonomy places the organism in Eukaryota, Viridiplantae, Streptophyta, Magnoliopsida, Zingiberales, Musaceae. Gene Ontology annotation, biological process: carbohydrate metabolic process. Gene Ontology annotation, molecular function: polygalacturonase activity.